Molecule: messenger RNA, 442 nt
Organism: Macroventuria anomochaeta
Lineage: Eukaryota; Fungi; Ascomycota; Dothideomycetes; Pleosporales; Didymellaceae
Exons: 3
Coding region: 36-275 (79 amino acids)
Source: RefSeq, a predicted model, not a curated record
CAACACCACGAGCACGCCUAUUUUGAAUCGCAAUCAUGCCCAUUUCUAAAAAAGCCAGGAUCCAGCGCGAGCACAAGGCAGCUGAAAAGGCCGGCACCCGCGCGCCGGUCAAGGCAAAUGGUCUUCCCGUCAAGGCUCCCAAGCCAACAUCGAUUUGCCAAAAUUGCCGCAAAGAACUGGUGUCCACGAAUAAGCCGCAGAUGGAGGCCCACGCGUUGACUCAUGAUCAGAAACUGUGGGCGAAAGAGAAGUGUUUCCCGAAUGACUUCGCUUGAAGGCAUUGCAUCAGAUUGGAAAGAAAAGAACACUCUGCUUCAACGUUGCUACGCCUUGUGUGUAUGCAGUGACGCUCUUACGUGCAACUGGCUGUUCAUUAGGUUCCCAGUGCUAUACUAUGUCAACCUGCCAACAUCCUAGAAGGGAUAUCAAAGAUAGAAUAAUG